AGCCCCGCCCAUUUUAAUCCCUCGCUCUGUGGUCUGAAUUUUUGUUUUUGCUGUGAUUGCCUGCUCUUUGCUCAGCUAUGUGACUCGAUUCGGAGACACACCUCGUCCUGCGACAAACCUAUCUGCUCUUCCUUCAGCUCUGAAAGGCGGAAAAGACGCUGUUAGCUGUGUUGUCGCUCUCCAGCAGAGGUGGAGGAUUUAUUCUGGCUUCUCCUCGCGCCAUAUUCUCUCCGGUUAGGAGCCUUUUCCCCACGGAGCUCGUUGGGAGAGGACCUACGAUGUUUUGAGGCUGUUUUUUGUUCAUGUCAGUUGGCUGCAUGGACCGGGCAGCUGUUCUCUGGGCAGUUUUUAUUAAUUUGAAGAGCAUGUUUGCAGCGGCAGGCCAAGGUGGAGACGGACUGGAGAUGUCCUCAGGCUAGCAGCGCUAACGUCUGCUGACCAUAGCUAGGUCGCAAACAUUUAGAGUUAGCUUAGUGGUUGGAACAACAUCCCAGUCUCCAGAGGGUGCCUUUAAAACGCCACAGUUUCAUAUUUCCCACUGUAUUUUUAGGACAACGAAUAAAUAAGUAAAUAUGUAACUUAAUGGAUGUUUGUUGCGUGAAACAACUCACGUCCAUCUCUGACCCCAGAGACUAAAGGUACUGUUUACUAAUGAUACACUCACGUUAGAGAUAUUUAUUUCUACACCACCAUUCAUUGAAGUAUUGAUUUGUUUAACAAAGCAUCGCCAGGUGGGAGGACAACAUGAUAACGAACUAGUUAGUAACCAAAUAAGAGGUGUGAUAAGAGGACGAUCGUCUGCUUGAAGCAUUAAAUCACAUCAAGGCGACCUGUUUACCACCAUGGAAGGAAACGUACAACAACAAAAAACACCCCCUUUAGCCCGGGAGCUAACGAGAGUGUUCAGCAGCUACAACAAACACUCCAUACUGCUGAAGAAGAACCUGAAGGAAACUCACGUCUUCUUCCGAGAAAUCAGACAGAACUACAGCAACGCCUGUGCGUCAACCAUCAGCUCAGAUUCAGCGUCUCUGGAGGCAGUUCAGCUUAGCUGCAUCUCUUUCCCGAGUCAUGAAGAAGAGUUCCUACGCAGCACCGUGGGCGCUGCCCCGUACAUCCUGGUUCUGGGCCAGGACUGCGCUGCCCGCUAUCAGCUGCUCAACUGUCUCCUGGGGGAGAGGUUGUUGCCGCUGGGCACGGAGCUUGGAGAGGCCUGCCAUGGAGUCCAGGGGAUCAUCUGUAAGAGGAGGAAGCUGUGUUUCACCCAUGGGAGACAAACGCGGCUCAGCUUGGCGCUGCCCGGUCAGUACGAACUUGUGCACCAGUUAGCUGCUAACCGAGGCCGGUGGGACACGGUUCCCCAGGAAGACCUGGAGAUUCACGAGGAGUGUGAGGACCCUGCUCACAGGCUGGCAGAGCUGGAAAUCACUCUGCACCAUCCUCUGCUUCAGGAAGUGAAGGUGAUGGUGGUUCCUUGCCACAGCGUCCAGCCCAUAGAGGAGGCUCUGGAAGACUGCACUCGGAACGUGAUUCCUGUCAUACUCUACGCCAUCAACCAGGACUCUCUGAGCGCUGAUCAGGUGGCUGAGCUGUGGAAGGUUAAAGAGAUGCUCUCCUUCCCCAUCUGUUUCCUUCGUGUCCCCGACGCCUCCCUCGCUGCCUCUCCAGAACCUGGCCGCCGGGCUGAGAAGGAGAGGGAGAAAAGCGCCUUACACAAGCACCUAGUCUCGCUUGGCUUCAUAAAUACCCUGACAGGAAAUUGUUCCUGUGGGGCCCCAACGCAGAUCACCGCCCCAGGGGCCAAGCCCCAGAGCAUGCUGGGUGAAUCUUUUGAAAGACUGAAUCGGUUGCUGGUCCCGUUCGCUCGCCAGGUCCUCCAAAACCAACAAGUGGAGGCUGCCAACUUGCUUAAUGGGGUUCACUGUCGGUGUCUAGAUCUUUUCAUCAAUCAGGCCUUUGACAUGCAGCGGGACUUACAGAUAACCCCCCGCAGACUGGAGUACACCCGUGAGAAAGAGGGGGAACUCUUCAACUCCUUGAUGGCAAUCGCUAACCGAAAGCAGGAAGAGAUGAAGGAGAUGAUUGUGGAGACACUCAGCAGCAUGAAAGAGCAGCUACUGGAGGAUGCAGCCAACUUAGAGUUUACAGACAUCAUUGUAACUACCAACGGAGAGCCUGUUACGUCAAAGGAAAUAAAAUCUUGCAUCCACCUGAUCCAGGAGCUGAUAGUGGUGCGUUUGAAUCAGGCCGUGGCUAACAAGCUGAUCAGCUCCGUGGACUACCUGAGGGAGAGCUUUGUGGGGACUCUGGAGCGUUGUCUCAGCAGUCUGGAGAAGUCCAACAUGGAUUCUUCUGUUCACAACAUCACUUCUAAUCAUCUAAAACAGUUAUUAAAUGCUGCCUAUCAUGUGGAGGUCACCUUCCAUUCUGGAUCUUCAGUCACAAGACUCGUCUGGGAGCAAAUCAAACAGAUAAUCCACCGGAUAACGCUUGUGAACCCGCCCGCCAUCACUCCUGAGUGGAAGAGAAAAGUUGCACAGGACGCCAUAGAAAGUCUCAGCGCUGCCAAACUGGCCCGAAGUAUCUGCUCCCAGUUCAGAACCCGACUGAAUAGCUCUCACGAGGCCUUCGCAGCUUCUUUACGCCAGCUGGAGGAAGGCCACACUGGGCGUCUGGAGCGAACUGAAGACCUGUGGCUGCGUGUGAGGAAGGACCACGCCCCUCGACUGGCUCGCCUGUCUCUAGAGAGCCGCUCCCUGAGGGAUGUGCUGCUGCAUGGCAAGCCAAAGCUGGGGCGGGAGUUGGGUCGGGGUCAGUAUGGAGUUGUGUACCUGUGUGACAGCUGGGGAGGACACUACCCGUGUGCCCUCAAGUCUGUGGUUCCACCGGACGACAAACACUGGAACGACUUGGCUUUAGAGUUUCACUACACCAGGUCUCUGCCUAAACAUGAGCGGCUCGUAGACCUGCACGGUUCUGUGAUUGAUCACACUUACGGAGGCGGCUCCAGCAUCGCUGUGCUGCUCAUCAUGGAGCGACUCCAUCGAGAUCUCUACACAGGCCUGAAGGCUGGUUUGUCUCUGAGGGAGAGGCUUCAGAUCGCCCUGGAUGUGGUCGAGGGGAUGCGUUUCCUGCACAGUCAGGGUCUCGUACAUAGAGACAUUAAACUAAAGAAUGUUCUGUUGGACAAACAGAAUCGAGCUAAGAUCACCGACCUGGGCUUCUGUAAACCAGAGGCCAUGAUGUCCGGCAGCAUCGUAGGAACUCCCAUCCACAUGGCUCCAGAGCUGUUUACGGGGAAGUACGAUAACUCGGUGGACGUUUACGCCUUUGGGAUCCUGUUCUGGUACCUCUGCACCGGAUCAGUGAAACUCCCAGAAGCCUUUGAGAAAUGCUCCAGCAAGGACCAGCUCUGGAAUAACGUUAAAAAAGAUUCGGUGUGUUUCAGGUUCCAGACCGGAGCGGGUGGCUGGUUUUGAUGAGGAGUGCUGGCAGCUGAUGGAGGCCUGCUGGAACGGAGACCCCUCUCUCAGACCUCUGCUAGGUAUCGUGCAGCCCAGCCUGCAGAGCAUCAUGGAACGUCUGUGCGGCUGCGGCUCGGAGCAGAAAAGCAGCAGCCUUGAGGACUCAAACUGAAAACACUCCAGAUGAACUAACAGCUACGUGAUUCUUAUCAGAAGAGGAUUUGUCUUGUAUUUAUGAGGAACAGAGCAGCGUCAGGUGGCCAACCAAGUCCCGAGUUCCUCCCUGUUGGAUUUAUUUAUGAGGAGCUGCCAGACGCCAGGCGUGUGCAGAUAUACUUGUUUUAUUGUUUGUGCGUGGUGUAUUUGUAUACAAACUCCACACUAUGCUUCUCUGGUAGCUGCGGCGCUAACUGCUACAUUCUUGUAGAGUUUACUAGAUUCAGAUUGUUUUAAAGAGUAGUGCAUUCCCAGUAUUAUAAAAAGCAUAAAUGUAAAAGAUUAAUUUUAGAUUGUAUUUAAACUGAACAUGUCUGUGUGUAUUCAAAAACAUCUUUUUUAAUAAAAUGAUCUGUUACAAA
Messenger RNA from Nothobranchius furzeri (turquoise killifish), 4042 nucleotides. It is a transcript of the gene dstyk, whose product is annotated as dual serine/threonine and tyrosine protein kinase. Gene Ontology annotation, cellular component: cytoplasm. Gene Ontology annotation, biological process: positive regulation of fibroblast growth factor receptor signaling pathway; cellular response to fibroblast growth factor stimulus; negative regulation of apoptotic process. NCBI's taxonomy places the organism in Eukaryota, Metazoa, Chordata, Actinopteri, Cyprinodontiformes, Nothobranchiidae. Gene Ontology annotation, molecular function: ATP binding; protein kinase activity. The record is from RefSeq and is a predicted model, not a curated record.